AUGAAAAAUGUCACCACUUUGACAGAUUUCAUUCUUCUGGGUCUCACUGAUGUCCCUGAUUUCCAGGUUGUUCUUUUUCUCUUUCUCUUUCUUACCUAUGUAUUCAGUGUCAUCAGCAACCUGACCAUUAUCACUCUCUCUAUUAUGGAUGCCCACCUGCAGACUCCCAUUAUUUCUUCCUUUGGGAGUUUUUCCAUCCUAGAAAUUUUCAGUACAACUGUGCUUACUCCCAGGCUCCUACACAGUAUUGCAACAGGGGUCAAAACCAUCAGCUUUAUUGGCUGUUUCAUUCAGUACUUUUUUGCCAUAUUUCUGGGGGCCACAGUGUUUUACCUUCUGGCUGCCAUAUCCUAUGACCGAUAUGUUGCCAUCAAAAAAAACCUGCAUUACACAACCAUCAUGAACAAUAGAGUAUGCCUCCUUCUACUUCUGUGCUCUUGGCUGGCUGGGUUUCUGAUUGCUUUACCAGCAGUCAUAAUGCUAAAUCUUCUGGAUUUCUGUUCAUCAAAUAUAAUAAAUCAUUAUUACUGUAAUACUGCUCCAAUUCUGAAGCUCUCUUGCUCAGAAACAGAUCUGGUAGAGCUGGUUGAUUCUCUUUUUGCUAUAGUAACACUGAUGACCACCUUAGGGUUAGUGAUUUUCUCCUACUCUAACAUUAUCCAGACAAUUCUCAGGUUUCCUUCUGCUCAACAAAGGAAAAAAUGCUUUUCUACCUGUUCUUCUCAUAUGAUUGUCAUUUCCCUUUCUCAUGGCAGCUGUAUUUUCAUAUACAUUAAACCUUCAACAAAGGAAGACUUCGGCUUCCAAAAAGUGACAAGACAUUUUAAGGAUCUCAGAGAAAGCAUGAACUUGAGAACCAGGACUGAUUCUCUUGUCAAGACAUUUAAGAUUAGCAAGCUCAGUAAACCUGUCUGGAAUUGUCAGGAGUAUGUGUCCAGAUCCCUCCACCAGCAGCAUCUCUUCCUGUAG
Molecule: messenger RNA, 969 nt
Organism: Gracilinanus agilis (Agile Gracile Mouse Opossum)
Lineage: Eukaryota; Metazoa; Chordata; Mammalia; Didelphimorphia; Didelphidae
Product: olfactory receptor 6C4-like
Exons: 2
Coding region: 1-969 (322 amino acids)
Biological process (GO): G protein-coupled receptor signaling pathway
Cellular component (GO): membrane
Molecular function (GO): olfactory receptor activity; G protein-coupled receptor activity
Source: RefSeq, a predicted model, not a curated record